Protopterus annectens (West African lungfish) is the source of this 4311-nucleotide messenger RNA. RefSeq names its product guanylate cyclase 1 soluble subunit alpha 2 (gene GUCY1A2). Lineage: Eukaryota; Metazoa; Chordata; Ceratodontiformes; Protopteridae. Gene Ontology annotation, cellular component: guanylate cyclase complex, soluble. The record is from RefSeq and is a predicted model, not a curated record. Gene Ontology annotation, biological process: cGMP biosynthetic process; response to oxygen levels. Gene Ontology annotation, molecular function: guanylate cyclase activity; heme binding. The transcript has 8 exons. The coding region runs from base 1367 to 3523 and encodes 718 amino acids.
CUUUCAGGUGUGCGAUCAGAGAAGAGCUCUGGAUUCUUUAUGCAUUGUCUUUGUGCUGUUAGCGCCCUAUAACCAUAUUAACCGUAUCUGAUGAAGUCUAUCACCUCCGUCCUGAAAGCUUUUAACAUCUACAAAAAGACAUUUUGGAGCCAAUGACAUAGACUAGCUACUAGAUUUUUCAAAAGGUGGGAAACGUAUGUUCUGGUUUCAAGGUCGAUUAGGGUUAUAAUAAAAUUGCCGUAUUGGGCUGCAUCGCGUACCUAAUAGCAUUGCCAUAUAAAACUGUACGUGCGUAAGGGUGGAUGAACCGCAAAUUUUCUUGAAUUUUUGUGCAAAUUCUAAUUUCUUCCAAGUGCAGAUAAUAACUAGCGACCAUCUCAUGAGUAAACAAAAGUUUUGAACGCUUCCUUAAUGGGCCACAUGUUUCUGAUCAGUAGUACCCUAAUUCCUAUGUUAUACUUAGUACCAGUUUAACAUUAUAAUGUUCAUCUGCCAGAUUGCUACAUGGGUACACUGUUAUAUGGAUGCGUUAUUAUUAAUGUUAUUGUGUUAUUCCCUGUAAGAAUCUACCAACGUGGAGGCUUAAUCUGUUUGAUUUUAUGUCAGAAUGCAUUUCCAGUGUAUUGGAAAAAAUGAAUUUCGAGCUGCAUCCAUUUACUUGCAACAUAUAUACAUUUCCUGUAACCAUGAGGAGCUCUAUGGAAGUUUGCACUGCCUAACACUGUUUGGAGAGUGGAUGGCUUUGUCUAAAAAUACCUUCUGAUACUGGUCAGUCCUUCACUCCUUACGCUGCAUUUUUCAGUCCUAUAUGCAAUCAGUGCUUGCUAUAUAGAGACAUUUUUUAUUUAGCAGAGAAAUAAGUCCUUAUGGUACAAUAGCCUCUGCAUUCAUAUCAUGUGUCCAGACACUCAGGGGAUGCCUCCCCGUGACGGAAACCGUAGUCAGUUUAAACUAUUUUAACAAUAAAAUACAGGACUGCAAUGUUGUGAUGAGAGAGAAAGAGGCAAAACCCCACAGCAGCAGCAGCAACACGUGAUUGUAGCCGAGGAGCGAGGUUUAUUGGCUCGGAGAGAAGGGCACCUGCUCCCACAAGGCACAGAAAGACAAAUAAAUAAAUAAAUAAAUGAGUCACAGCCGUCACCGUAAUAAAAAUAAUAGCAGAGAUGGUUGGAACUGAGCACUGCCGCUAGACACAUCACAGGGAACAAAGAUGGUAAAAAAUGCCGAGCUGGCUGUUGCGCUGCUGCCGCUGCUGGUCACACAUCUCUUGUCCUCGUAAGGCAGCGGGACCGUCACCGAGCUCGAGUACACGUAGCCUCCUUGUAGAGGCGCAGCAGAUGCACCACCUCUAUCAGACCCCCUGAGCAUGUCGAGGAGGAAAAUCUCGUCGGAGUCCUUCAGCUCGAUAGGAUCUGAUUACCCAGAAAGUCCCCAUGAUGGGGUCGAUUGCCCCUUUUCACGGAUCUUACGGGAUGGAAAGAACUCACCAGUGUCGCUGGCACGUUUGGCCGUGGAGGCGACAGCAGAAGAGCCGGCUAGUGGCGUUGGAAACCGGGAGAUGAGGAGGAGGCGGAGAAGAGGGGUCAACCUUGACUCCUUAGGCGACAGUAUCCGGAAACUCACCUCUCCAACGAAACAUACAGUAUUACUCACUAUUCAACGAACUAUACAACAUUAUGAACAGCAAGUUAUCAGGGAUACUGAAAAGGAAUUUCAUAAUACAAGAUACUCCUAUGCAGACCACAUUUUCAAUGAUGAAUUUGAAGAUGUCUCAGGAAUACUCCAAAGCACAGCUAAUUUAUUUGGUGUAAAGUUUGAAGAUAUGCAGGAACGAUUUGGGGAAGAAUUCUUUACUGUUUGCUUUGAAGAAAAUGAAAGAGUCCUGAAAGCAGUGGGUAGCACGCUACUGGAUUUCUUCAACAGUUUUGAUGCACUGAUGGAACACAUUCAUAUAUCUUGUGGUAAACAGUCCACUACUGAAUUGCCUUCUUUUCUAUGCAAAGAAGAGUCUGAUGACACAUUUCUGCUGCACUACUUUAACCCACAUAAAGUUGUUGGAUUUGCAAUGCCUGGGAUGAUAAAAGCAACAGCUAAGAAAGUGUAUCAGCUGGAUGUAGCUGUAGAAAAAGUCCUGUGCACAAAUAAGAAACUGUGCUGCUUAGGUGAGAACCAUGUCAGCUGUAACUGUCUCUCAUUUAUUGUGAAAGGUUGUGCAAAUAAUAAAUAUAUCAAACAGACACUUCCGUUAAGAUUAUCACAUUCUCCGCCAGACCUGACGAUAAGCAAUAACACUUUUCGCCGUGCAUUUCCUUUUCAUUUGAUGAUCGAUUCGUCUAUGGUUAUUUUUCAGAUCGGAGAAGGUUUAAGAAAGCAGCUAAAAUGUGACUCUUUCAAAACAUUAAAAUUCCAGCAAUGUUUUGAUGUAGUCUCCCCAAAAAUCACCUGUACAUUCCAGAGGAUACUUCUAAGGAUGUCUACCCCAUUUGUGAUUCGAACCAAAACUGAAGAUUCUGGGAUAGAGAGCAAGGACAGUGUAAUGGAAAUUAAAGGGCAGAUGAUACAUGUCCCUGAGUCAAACACUAUUCUGUUUUUGGGCUCCCCAUGUAUUGAUAAAUUGGAUGAGUUGAUGGGUCGAGGACUGCAUCUCUCUGACAUCCCUACCCAUGAUGCUACGCGCGAUGUUAUCCUAGUAGGAGAGCAGGCCAAAGCUCAAGAUGGCUUAAAAAAAAGGAUGGAUAAAUUAAAAGCAACUCUUGAAAAAACUCACCAAGCUCUGGAGGAAGAGAAGAAAAAGACAGUGGAUCUUCUGUACUCUAUUUUUCCAGGAGAUGUAGCCCAACAACUUUGGCAAGAAAAAACUGUGCCAGCCAGAAAGUUUGAUGAUGUCACGAUGCUGUUCUCUGAUAUUGUUGGUUUCACUGCUGUCUGUGCUCAGUGUACUCCAAUGCAAGUGAUUAGUAUGCUAAAUGAACUGUAUACUCGGUUUGAUUACCAGUGUGGCAUCUUGGAUAUCUAUAAGGUGGAAACCAUUGGAGAUGCGUAUUGUGUUGCUGGAGGCCUUCACAGCAAGACCAAUAGUCAUGCAAAGCCCAUAGCCCUGAUGGCAUUAAAGAUGAUGGAGUUGUCAGAGGAAGUGCGUACGCCAGAUGGAGAAGUUAUUAAGCUAAGAGUAGGAAUCCAUUCUGGAUCAGUGCUUGCUGGUGUUGUCGGUGUACAAAUGCCACGCUACUGUCUGUUUGGAAACAAUGUCACACUUGCGAACAAGUUUGAAUCUGGAAGUCAACCACGUCGUAUCAAUGUCAGCCCAACUACAUAUAAGUUGUUAAAGGGAGACACCAGUUUCAGAUUUAUUCCUCGAUCCCGAGAAGCUCUUCCAGAUAACUUCCCAAAAGAAAUACCUGGAAUAUGCUAUUUUCUGGAAGCAAAUACCUUUAGAAGUCAACCAAAGCCUAUUGUGCUGCCCAGAGUGAAGAAGGUUUCAUACAAUAUUGGGACUAUGUUUCUACGGGAGACAAGUCUGUGAGCCACACGGACACCAGAAACUGCACAAAUAAGAAAAAGCACAAAUCUAUAUUCUUUGACACAACAAAGAAGCAGAAUUUAAUUUUUACUUUUUGGCCUGCAUCAAAAUAGAAAGGAAAUAGAAGUAAAGGUCUUUACUGUUGACUUAGGCAAUAAUUAGGUUUUGUACAUAAUUUCCAUCAGUGAAACUGUAAUCUGUUAGCGAUUAGAAAAAAAUAAAAAUGAUAUAAUGUGGCCUGUUGUUGUCUUUAGAUAGCAGUGUUGGACUCAAAUGUAAAUUGUAGUUCCUCAUAGUUAUUUUUAUAGUGCUGUGAUAUUUCUCCUCCAGUUUUUGAGAACAGCAGCCAAAGCAAAUGUUGAGCUCUGAUUUACUGUAGCUUAAUUUUCAUUUUUACCUUCAUUGUUUAAAUAUUAUUCUAUAAUGUUUAAAGUUUUAGCUCAUGUAAUUAGUAUACUGUAUUUUAGUGGCAGUGGCUAAUAAGCUGUGGGAGCCAUGCAGCUUAUUAAUAGCCUUAUGUAGUAUGACUAGAACAUUUAAAAAAGUCUAUAACAAGAUAUGACUGUAUAUACAUCAUACAGAUAUAAACACAUAUAUGUAUAUAUUAAGUUAUCAUGAAUGAAUGUUUCAAGCAUUUAGUUAACCAUAAAAAUGUGGUGGACCAACUAUGGUGCUGUACUAACUGCUAUUAUUACAAAAGGUCCUGAACUGAUGGCAGUUAACAGUUUCCAUAAGCCUGUAGUACAUACAGGCAUGCACAUACAUUUAAUUCCUAAUAAAUGUCACUGUAA